AUGUCCUCAAACUUGCGCGAUGUUGAGCUGGGCAGCCGAAUCGGCUUCCCAGCUGUGUCAGGCAAGGCAAACAUCCAUGGCCACUCCCCAGAAGAUAGCGACUUGCCAAAAGCUCCUACAGAGGUUCUCUCUGGACAUUAUGAUUCUUCAGCGAAGAUACUGGUGGUGUCUGGCACUGGAGGCCUGACACAUGCAGCACCCGUAUUGGAGCUGGGCCGCAUAUUGGCCAGGAGAGGCCAUCGAGUCGAAUUCGCAACUCAUCGGGGGCAAGAAAAGUGGGUGAACUCGCCAAACUACUCUUUCAUCUCUCAGACGCACACCAUGGGCGAUCCCAUGACUGCGGAAAAAGAAGCCGCCCACUAUCUCCAUAUGCAACAAACAGACGCCAGACGAGAUUAUCGAGACUAUUUUCUGCCAAAAUUUACCGUCGACGCGUUCUGGGCAUCUGACUACAGGUCGCUGAAAGAGGUGAUUCAAAUUUCGAGACCAGACAUGAUUGUAGCCGAUUUCUUUGUCGACGCCGUGCGAGACAUUCAGCACCAGUUCGGCAUCCCCGUCGCGACUCUUUGGCCCCAGAUGCCAUACGGCAUGGUCGGCGCCCCGUACAUCCCCGGGGUGCCAGGGCUACAAAUCGAUGCCUUAAGCAGCGAGUAUGCAUCACUAUGGGCGCGUAUCCGUGCAGCCUUCCGUCCCCUGCGGACCAUCUCGGCAUUGAUUCCGUACUUUUGGUUCAUGCGUAAUAUGCGACGGGCAGCUGGUGUCACGUACUCGCUUUUCACGAUAAACAAGCCGAACUACCUCGUCUUGGUCAACUCGUUCUGGGGGCUGGAAACACCAAAAGACUUGCCGCCGCUGAUGGCGGCUGUAGGGCCCAUUCUCGCUGACGAGUAUCCUUCUCUGGAUGAAAGCCUGGAGGCCCUCUUCGCGUCACACCAUCGCGUAGUUUUCAUUUCUUUCGGCACUCAUGUUCUGGUGCCUCCUGAGUAUCUACAACGUCUCGUCCUUGCGCUUUCGUCUUUGCUCGAAGAACGCCUCAUCGACGGCAUCAUCUGGGUCGCAAAAGACGCGCAGCGCGCUCUUUUCAACCGAGCUCAUCGUAUUGCUAAAGGCAGCAACGUCUGUUUGGGCGAUCUUCUUGACAACAAGAACCGCGCAUGGCUCUUCGCGAAUUUUGCGCCCCAGCGAGCCAUCUUGGACCGACCUGAAACGGUCCUCUUCAUGACGCAUGGCGGUGGAAGCAGCGUCAACGAAGCCGCAUAUCACGGCACGCCAAUGCUGGUUCUGGGCUUCUUCUUCGACCAGCUUCUCAACGGACUUCGCGUACAGGAGGCAGGCACUGGCAUGUACCUCGACAAAGCGGCUUUCACUGGCGAAGAGGUGCUUCAAAAGGCACGAAUCAUUUUGAGGGAUGAAGGUGGUGUAUUCUCACGUGAUAUAAAACGCAUGAAGCAUAUUGCGCGUGUUUCGUCGAGGAAGAAGGAAUACGGUGCGGAUUUGAUCGAGGAGGUUAUGUUCGAUAACAUGUUCAGCAAGUUCCCAGCGGUCGAGGGUGAUAAACUCAGGAUGGAGAGGCGGAGAAGGCCAAUGCAUCUGCAGACGGCGGACUCUAGAAUGUCGGUAUGGAAAGCAAGGAAUUGGGACUUGACGGUUCUCGGCCUUUUGGUCACGGGGAGCUUCGUGGGAGUUGCCUACAUGGGCUACGUCCGGUUGAUCAAAAGUCAACGAUAG
Verticillium alfalfae VaMs.102 is the source of this 1728-nucleotide messenger RNA. RefSeq names its product UDP-glucosyl transferase family protein. Gene Ontology annotation, molecular function: UDP-glycosyltransferase activity. The record is from RefSeq and is a predicted model, not a curated record. Lineage: Eukaryota; Fungi; Ascomycota; Sordariomycetes; Glomerellales; Plectosphaerellaceae. Bases 1 to 1728 code for a protein of 575 amino acids. The transcript has 2 exons.